UUCUACAGCGCCUCCGGCAUGCCCACCAAGCACCUGUCGGACAGCGUCUGCGCCGUCUGCGGGCAGCCGAUCUUCGUGGACGUGAGCGAGGAGGGGAUCAUCGAGAACACCUACCGGCUCUCCUGCAACCACGUCUUUCACGAGUUCUGCAUCCGGGGCUGGUGCAUCGUGGGCAAGAAGCAGACCUGUCCGUACUGCAAGGAGAAGGUGGACCUCAAGCGGAUGUUCAGCAAUCCCUGGGAGAGGCCGCACGUGAUGUACGGACAGCUGCUGGACUGGCUGCGCUACCUGGUGGCCUGGCAGCCGGUCAUCAUCGGACUAGUGCAAGGGAUUAACUAUAUCCUGGGCCUGGAAUAA
This is a messenger RNA of Protobothrops mucrosquamatus (brown spotted pit viper), 357 nucleotides long. RefSeq names its product RING finger protein 121. Gene Ontology annotation, cellular component: endoplasmic reticulum membrane; Golgi membrane. The record is from RefSeq and is a predicted model, not a curated record. The annotation marks the transcript as partial. Gene Ontology annotation, molecular function: metal ion binding; ubiquitin protein ligase activity. The transcript is spliced from 3 exons. Lineage: Eukaryota; Metazoa; Chordata; Lepidosauria; Squamata; Viperidae.